Messenger RNA from Drosophila grimshawi, 797 nucleotides. RefSeq names its product 40S ribosomal protein S7 (gene RpS7). Gene Ontology annotation, cellular component: cytosolic small ribosomal subunit; ribosome; 90S preribosome. The coding region runs from base 68 to 652 and encodes 194 amino acids. Gene Ontology annotation, biological process: rRNA processing; translation; ribosomal small subunit biogenesis. The transcript is spliced from 4 exons. The record is from RefSeq and is a predicted model, not a curated record. Gene Ontology annotation, molecular function: structural constituent of ribosome. NCBI's taxonomy places the organism in Eukaryota, Metazoa, Arthropoda, Insecta, Diptera, Drosophilidae.
CCGAUGACGUUUGCACAGUUCAGUGUCGCGUCGCUGACUUCCUUUCCUGUCAAAAUAGUCGACAAAGAUGGCUAUCGGCUCCAAGAUUAUUAAGCCCGGCGGCUCCGACCCCGAUGAGUUCGAGAAGUCCAUUGCCCAGGCGCUCGUUGAGCUGGAGGCCAACAGCGAUCUGAAGCCUUAUCUGCGCGAUUUGCACAUUACCCGUGCACGCGAGAUUGAGUUUGGCAGCAAGAAGGCCGUCAUCAUCUACGUGCCCAUUCCCCAGCAGAAGGUGUUCCAGAAGAUCCAGAUCAUUCUGGUCCGCGAACUGGAGAAGAAAUUCUCCGGCAAGCACGUUGUCGUCAUCGGCGAGCGCAAGAUUCUGCCCAAGCCGACCCGCAAGGCGCGCAACCCAUUGAAACAGAAGCGUCCACGCUCGCGCACUCUGACCGCUGUGUACGAUGCCAUUCUGGAGGAUCUGGUCUUCCCCGCCGAAAUCGUUGGCAAGCGUGUCCGCGUCAAGCUGGACGGCUCCCAGCUGGUUAAGGUGCACCUGGACAAGAACCAGCAGACCACCAUCGAACACAAAGUUGACACCUUCACCUCGGUCUACAAGAAGCUUACCGGCCGCGAUGUUACCUUCGAAUUCCCAGACAACUACCUGAAUGUCUAGAUUGUGUUCCGCUGGCAAUGUCGUCGUCGUCGCGCUGGUUCAGCUCAAUCAGAAAUUCUGUUGUACAGAAGAUGCGGUUUUUUUUACAAGAGCUGAAUGAACGUAACUUCAACUAAAUAAAUCAGUAAACAUUUUUAAAAAUUAA